AUGGCCACCUCUACUGGUACUGGGUGGGCUCAACUGCGGCAGCAGGCCCGCUCGCUCGAAACUCAGACGGAGAGUGUUUUCCACACAUAUGCGCAAUAUGCAUCGAUGACAAAGCUCCCCGCCACGCCUUCGGAGGAAGAGCUCCGUCUUGAAUCGCAACUGAAAGACCUCCUCGAUAAGCGUGAAUCCCUCGUCGCCCAACUCGCCCGUCUCCUCGACUCCGAAGCCACCUUGACCUCCUCCGCCCUGAAGCAGAACAAUUUAUCCCGUCAUCGUGAAGUACUCCAGGACCACCGUCGCGAACUCCAGCGUCUCAAGUCCGCCAUCACCGAGUCUCGCGACCGUGCGAAUCUCCUCUCCAACGUCCGUUCCGAUAUUAACGCAUACCACGCCUCUAACCCGGCCGCAGCUGAAGCUGACUACAUGCUCGAGGAGCGGGGUCGCAUCGACGAGAGCCAUAAUAUGAUCGAUGGGGUUUUGAGCCAGGCGUAUGCCAUCAAUGAGAACUUCGGUCUACAGCGUGAAACGCUGGCUAGUAUCAAUCGUCGCAUUGUCGGGGCUGCGGGUCAUGUCCCCGGGAUGAAUGCAUUGAUUGGGAAGAUCGGAUCGAAACGCAGACGGGAUGCCCUGAUCUUGGGAGCUUUUAUCGGGUUCUGCUUGUUGAUGCUCCUUUUCUUUCGAUGA
Molecule: messenger RNA, 684 nt
Organism: Aspergillus tanneri
Lineage: Eukaryota; Fungi; Ascomycota; Eurotiomycetes; Eurotiales; Aspergillaceae
Product: putative vesicle transport v-SNARE protein Gos1
Exons: 3
Coding region: 1-684 (227 amino acids)
Biological process (GO): vesicle fusion; endoplasmic reticulum to Golgi vesicle-mediated transport
Cellular component (GO): Golgi membrane; SNARE complex; cis-Golgi network
Molecular function (GO): SNAP receptor activity
Source: RefSeq, a predicted model, not a curated record